AUGGCAGCUGGUGAGAGCACAUCGGACGAAAAGCUAGCCGGGCCGGCCGCCAUGGCCGGAGCACUAGCUUCCCCGUUUCCUCCUCCCGAGGACUCCGGCCUGCCGGAGAACCAAGACCGGAACCAAGACCACCCCACAACCAAGGAACACCAUGUAAUCUCCGAAAGCAGCGAAGAUGACGACGAACACGACAACAUCAGUGAAGCCCCCGACGACAACCACCCCCACAACAACCAAGAAAAAAACCCAAACCCAACAAGUCACGGGCCAGCCCUAGAAAAAUCCCCCAGCACACGUCCCCAAAGCCGCCGGGGGUUGUUCGGCGGUAUCACGCUGAUUCCGGAGGUGGAGCGGCCGUAUGAGUAUAAGACGAGUACGAAGUGGGUGAUUACGGCUAUUGUGGCGCUGGCUGCGGCGGGGGCGCCGAUGGGGUCGAGUAUUUUUUUGCCUGCGUUGCCUGGGCUAUCUAAGGAUCUGGGGGCGACUGAGACGGUUACGAAUUUGACUAUUUCGUUUUAUAUGCUGGCCAUGUCCAUCUUUCCGCUAUGGUGGUCCUCCUUCUCGGAAACCCUCGGCCGCCGCACCAUCUACAUCAUCUCCUUCUCGCUCUUCCUCAUCUUCUCCGUCCUCACCGCCGUCAGUGUCAACGUAUCCAUGCUACUAGUCCUGCGCAUCCUCGGCGGCGGUGCUUCCGCCUCAGUCCAAGCUGUCGGUGCGGGAACCAUCGCCGACAUCUGGGAGCCCGCCGAGCGCGGCCGCGCCAUGGGGAUUUUCUACCUCGGUCCCCUCGUCGGCCCGCUCUGCGCGCCCAUCAUCGGUGGCGCUCUGGCCCAGGGCUUCGGCUGGCGCGCGACGAUGUGGUUUUUGGCUAUCUUUGGCGGGGUGAUGCUGCUGAUGCUGCUGUUCUGUCUCCCCGAGACUCUUCCCCGACCACCCCCUCCUCCUCCAACAACCGACCCCAAACCCACGACCGACAACCGCGCCUCCCCCGUAGCCGCCCACCGAACCCGCCUCACAGCCUCCACCCUCAAACGCCUCCUCCUCGACCCCCUCACCGUGAUCCUCCACCUCCGCCAACCCCCCGUCUUCAUAACAGUCUACUCCGCCUCCAUCGCCUUCUUCUCCCUCUUCGUCCUCAACAUCUCCAUCCAAUCCACCUUCUCCUCCCCUCCCUACUCCUUCGCUCCCAUCCCCUUGGGAGCCUGCUACCUCGCCCCGUCCCUGGGGUAUUUCAUCGCUUCUGCCUUCGGCGGCCGCUGGAUCGAUUACAUCAUGGCGCGCGAGGCACGCCGCGCAGCACGGUAUGAUGCCCAGGGGCGGUUGGUGUAUUUACCGGAGGAUAGGGCGAGGGAGAAUAUGUGGUUAGCGGUGGUUCUGUACCCAGGGGCGAUGAUAUGGUAUGGGUGGACGGCGGAAAGGGGGGUGCAUUUUAUGGUGCCGUGUGUGGCGAAUUUCUUUUUUGGGUUGGGGAGUAUGUUGGUGUUUGGGGUGACGACGACGAUGUUGACGGAGUUUAUGCCGAGAAGGAGUAGUAGUGGGGUGGCGGUGAAUAAUUUUGUGAGGAAUAUUUUUUCGUGUGUGGGGAGUGUCAUUGCGCAGCCGUUGAUGGUGGCUAUGGGGAAUGGGUGGUUGUUUACGAUGGUUGGGGGGUUGGCGUUGGUUACCGGGGUCGCGGCGGUGUGGGCGUUGAGGAGGUAUGGGGCGCGGUGGAGGGAGGAGAUGGAUCGGUUGAGUAAGAGUUAG
Molecule: messenger RNA, 1743 nt
Organism: Dichotomopilus funicola
Lineage: Eukaryota; Fungi; Ascomycota; Sordariomycetes; Sordariales; Chaetomiaceae
Exons: 4
Coding region: 1-1743 (580 amino acids)
Biological process (GO): intracellular polyamine homeostasis; transmembrane transport
Cellular component (GO): plasma membrane
Molecular function (GO): polyamine transmembrane transporter activity
Source: RefSeq, a predicted model, not a curated record